This is a messenger RNA of Caenorhabditis remanei, 264 nucleotides long. RefSeq lists its product as uncharacterized. The transcript has 3 exons. The record is from RefSeq and is a predicted model, not a curated record. NCBI's taxonomy places the organism in Eukaryota, Metazoa, Nematoda, Chromadorea, Rhabditida, Rhabditidae. Bases 1 to 264 code for a protein of 87 amino acids.
AUGUCUGAUAAAGUUCAGUACUCUGAACUCCGUCGUAUUCCUUCGGUUUCAAAUCUCAGCGAACAAGAUGUGGACGACAUUGCUCGGACGGAUUCGGAAGCAGAAGGGACGGUGUACAAGAACUCGUAUGCAUCUUUGAUGAAUGAACUGCAACCAACAACUUCAUUUGAUGAUUUCAAGCAAUCAAUCACCCAUCUCACGGAUAUUUUUCGUGCAGAUCCUUACAUAUUCAUGAUGACAGAUGAGAAGGGAAAAGUUGAUUAA